This is a messenger RNA of Paraphaeosphaeria sporulosa, 1283 nucleotides long. RefSeq lists its product as uncharacterized. The record is from RefSeq and is a predicted model, not a curated record. Gene Ontology annotation, molecular function: protein binding. The coding region runs from base 171 to 1283 and encodes 370 amino acids. NCBI's taxonomy places the organism in Eukaryota, Fungi, Ascomycota, Dothideomycetes, Pleosporales, Didymosphaeriaceae. The transcript has 7 exons.
AUCAGCAGUUGUGUGGCUAGAAAGCAGCCCAGCCCUACUGCCUAGAUCCCGCUGUUACACUGCCAGUUGUUAUCAUCACCAACACCCACCAUCGACAUCGCUCUUUGCCUUUGACAGGCAGGCAAGUUUGUGACGAGCAUCGCGGUGCAGCUUGCAGACAAUAUCACCACAUGUCGACAGCAUAUCCGCGACGCUAUUGCCGAGCGCAGCAAUAUCGCACAAACAUCUCUACGAGACCAGUGGCAGCACCUCGUUCUCCGUCCGCUGUCGCAGCUGCACAAGCCAGGGCCCUAGUCCAAAGCGCUAGUGGUCUAUUCAUCUGGGCAGCGACUGCCUGCCGCUUUAUCUGUGAAGGGAGGCACUUUGUAGCUAGAAGACUAGAGACGAUCCUACGUGACAACAGCAAUAAUACUAGGGCUCUAGAGAAGCAUCUUGACCAGAUCUAUACAACUAUGCUAAUGCUAUGGCACGUUCUUAGGAGCAUGUUGUUGAGCAAGCUGCUCCGCUGUGCGGGCGAAGAGGCUAGGCAGGCACUAGAGGAUCUGCAUGCCAUUAUCAAUAUCCCUGAGGGUCCCGCCCAGCCACUUUGUCUAUAUCAUCCUUCGUUCCGCGACUUCUUGCUUGACAGGCAGAGAUGCAACGACGACAAUUUCUGGGUCAAUGAGAGGAGAAUACAUGAGAAGCUGGUAGCUUACUGCGUAGAGCUCAUGUCCGCUCCCUAUGGUCUUCGACAAGACAUCUACAAGCUUUCCAAGCCUGGGAUACGUAGAAUUGAGAUUGACGAGAGUAGGAUCACGGCCAGCCUACCUCCCGAGCUGCAAUAUGCCCAGCGUGGUAUCAAGGAUGGAGACGCAACGCAUGGCUUCCUUGAGAAACACCUUCUCUACUGGCUUAAAGCUAUGAGCCUAAUGAAUGAGACGAGUCUAUGUGUGCGGCUAAUAUACGUAUCUGCUCUUCUUUUCUCGCCUGAAGCUAGCAUUGUGCGAAAGAUAUUCAUAGAAGAGGUGCAGCCACAGGCAGUAAGAGUGCUUUCAGAGAGAGAUAUAGAGUGGGACGCGUGCCGUAGCGUGCUAGAGGGCCAUUUAGAGGGGGUUAGCGCGGUGGUGUUCUCACCAGACGGGCAGCUGGUCGCCUCAGCAUCCGAAGACAGCACAGUGCGGGUGUGGGAGACAGCGACGGGCCAGUGUCGCAGCGUGCUGUAUGGCCGGCCGUCAAUUUUCCACAUCGCUUUCUCGCCAAAUGGUCAGACACUCCAGACCAACACAGGCGCAUGGUGUGUCUAG